AUGGCAGGAUUUAAUAUAUCUAAUGAAAUUGAUCUAGCUGCUAAAGAAGUUCGCCGGUCUAUUGAUACCGAGAAUAGGAAAUAUUCAUCAAGGAAGCAUAAAUGCAGGAUAUUUUUAUAUGUUUUGUUAGGAAUUAUGGUAUUUUCAUAUGUAAAAUUUAUGCAGAUUCUUGGGAUAAUUAUUGUGCUGAAUAAAGAUAGUUCUGAUUGUAAAAAUCCGAUAAGAGCCUGGCUCAUUAUAAGCGCUAUUAUAUUGACUAUUGGGCUUUCAGGUGUAAUAAUCAUUGAAAUUGUCAAAGAAAAAAGAAUUAUAGAGAUAAAGAUAAUUUAUCAAGGAUUUUAUUGGAUAAUUCUAUUUUUGCUAUUUAUAUGGAUGGCUAUUGGCAGUGCUUGACUUUUUAAUGACUCAGCUUGUAAAAAUGGUAGAGGCUAUAUAGAUUUCUAUUCUGGAUGGGCUCUGACCCUUUCACUAUUGGUCAUAGAGUAUUUUAUGUUUUUCUUAUUUUCGUGCUAUUCUAUCUGCACAUUAAUUUAA
Blepharisma stoltei is the source of this 534-nucleotide messenger RNA. NCBI's taxonomy places the organism in Eukaryota, Ciliophora, Heterotrichea, Heterotrichida, Blepharismidae. The record is from the annotation of a GenBank genome assembly.